Cuculus canorus (common cuckoo) is the source of this 1646-nucleotide messenger RNA. It is a transcript of the gene STBD1, whose product is annotated as starch binding domain 1. NCBI's taxonomy places the organism in Eukaryota, Metazoa, Chordata, Aves, Cuculiformes, Cuculidae. The coding region runs from base 116 to 1183 and encodes 355 amino acids. The record is from RefSeq and is a predicted model, not a curated record. The transcript has a single exon. Gene Ontology annotation, cellular component: membrane. Gene Ontology annotation, molecular function: glycogen binding; starch binding.
GAGCGAGGGCAGCGGAGCGGCUGUGGGAGGAGCAAGCCCUUCUGCCCGCCCGGGCCCCUCCCCGCGGCGCUCCCGGUUAAAGCGGUGUGUCGGGGCCGGGGGCGGGUGCCCGGCCAUGGCCCGUGACCGCGGUCCCCCGGUGCUGCGGUCCUCAGCGGCGCUGCCCGGGGCGCCCCCCGCUCAGCCGGGCGGGCUGGGGGCGGCGGGGCUGUGGCCGGCGCUGCUGGUGGGGCUGCUGGCGGCGCUGCUCGCCUGGCUCUGGUACGGCCGAGGCGACGGGGAGCCGGCGGGCGCAGGUAAAGGCGGGGAGGGACCGCGGGUGUGCGGCCGCUCGGCUCGGCUGCGGCGCUCCAGCCGCUCUCAUUCUGUGUGGUUCGCAGGGGCGCAGAGCGUCGAGCGGGCGCUGCCGAAGGACGAGGCUGCCGCCCGGAGCAGCCCUGGGAAGGCAGCAGAGGAGCUGGCGGCUGGACCGGGGAGAGAGCUUAACCACGUGCGGAGCGAUGGGGUCGCUGGGGAACCUCUGGAGAUGGAGCGGCUGCUCCCGACACCGGCCGUCGGCGCCUCCGAAGAGCAUCCGGCUGCUGCUCGGCGUGGCAGCCAGGCGGGAGAGGCGAGAGCCCAGGCGGGACAGGCGAGCGACGGACGGUGCGCGGGGAGCGCGGCGGGAGCUGCCGCCUGCAGCGACAAAGCGGAGGAGCAUCCCCCCCGCGCGGCUGAGAGCGGGGACGUGGACCACGAGGAGUGGGAAGUUCUUUCCGAGCACCUGGCCUGGGGGGAGGCUGGCAAGAAUGGCAGCGUGGAAGACUCGGACGGCAAGGAAUGGGAACAAGGAGACUGCCCCGAUGGGGACCCGAAGGCGAAGCGCGUUGCAGCGGUGCCCCCCAUGUUUCAAAAUAUCCACGUGACUUUCCGUGUGCACUAUCUCACGCACUGCGACGCGCAGGGGAUUGGCGUGACCGGCGACCACGACUGUCUCGGCCAGUGGCACAGCUACAUUCCCCUCAAAUAUGACAAGGAUGGCUUCUGGUCCGAGUCCGUUGCUCUGCCAGUAGACACCAAAGUGGAGUGGAAGUUUAUCUUGGUGGAGAACGGGAAGGUCACACGUUGGGAAGAAUGCGGGAAUAGGACCCUAGUGACUGAACACGAAGAUCAAAUUGUUCAUCGGUGGUGGGGGUACCAUUAAUGGAAUUUUGGAAGCUGCAAAAUCUGAUGGCAAACCUGCUUGGAUGAAUCACAGAGCCCCUAAACUUUACCCCUUUGUCAGUAGAGGCCUUCUCGAGUGCAGAGCUCUAUAUCCCCUAUCAUACCCGGUUAAACUGCGUGAGCAGCGGCUCUCUGCCAUCCCCUUUAGGAAAGCACUUGGCACCCUCAAAAAAACAACCAAGGUAGGCUGUGAAGGCAGGAGCAGCAUUCCAAGCCGCUGCCUAUCUGGGUAAACCCAGACCCUGGACUUAAGUUUGUGUUGCUUUGAGUGGGGCUGUGGGAUGCAUCUUUGUACCGACUGCUUAGGGCUUUUGAGGCAAUCUAGGAUGUGUGGUUACGUACACUGUAAUAAAAACUUCAGCGUUUUAUUAACUUAUGUAAAUGUAUUAAGUAAACAAUAAAGACUUCUGGGCUGACAGUUCCUUACAACUCAGCCGCUGAAC